Messenger RNA from Ruditapes philippinarum (Manila clam), 4583 nucleotides. RefSeq lists its product as uncharacterized. Bases 72 to 4583 code for a protein of 1503 amino acids. The record is from RefSeq and is a predicted model, not a curated record. Lineage: Eukaryota; Metazoa; Mollusca; Bivalvia; Venerida; Veneridae. The transcript has 2 exons.
CUGAAGCAGUUUUAAAAAGGAAAUCAGAAUAUGUUUUAACCCAACAAUUUUAUGGAAUUGAAAAGCUGUUAAUGUCUUCCGCCAGUGUAGUUAUAAGUGGAGGGGCAGGAGAAGGUAAAACCUAUGCUGCAUAUGAACUUAUGCGUCGAAACGGACAAGAGAACAAUUGUAUACAGAUACAUAGUCCCGAUGACGUACGAUUUGUCGACCCACGUGUGUUGGAUUUCGUAUUUAUUGAUGAUAUUUUUGGCAACAAUGAGGUCGACGAAAGUAAAUUGCAGUCAUGGUUACAAGUUAUGGAACAAUUACAGCAACUUGUAAAUGCAAAAGCAAUUCAUUUGAUAAUUGCAACACGACAAAUCGUUCAUCAAGAAUGCAGAAAGAAUUUAGUAAAAUUCUCAAUUUUCAAAAACAACUUCUCAUUAUCCUCAAAAAAUUUGAGUCAUGAAGAAAAAAAAGAAAUACUUAGAUCAGCUUUGUUCAAUAAAAACAAAGAUUGCAGUAGUGAAGAUAUUCAACAGUGUGUUAUGACUUUCAGUUCAGAUCUCGGAUUUCCUUAUACAUGCGUUUUGUUUGCAUCUGAUGAUAGUUUUUUCUGUAAGGGGGCGUCCUUUUUUAAGCAUAACCCAUUUUUGAAUUUUGGAGUUUUAAGAACAUUGAAUAACUGUAAAAAGCUCUCUCUACUCUUCCUUUGGAUUCAAGACGGAACUUUUCCAGUUGCUUUGAAUCGAGGAAAAGAAAACGAUGAAGUUCUUAUGAAAUUAUCCCGAAUGCUAAAUUACGAACAUGCAAUAGAUGUAUUAUAUGAUCAAGUCAAUGAACAUUGUAAAAUUAUGUAUGGAGUUUUUGUAAAUGCUGGAUCAUGCGGGUAUCAGUUUACACACAAUACGGUUUAUCAGUCCAUUGGUCAUUAUUUUGCCCGGAUAGGACACUACGAUUUGAUUUUAGAAUAUUGUAAUUUAGGUUUCUUUAUGGAAUGUAUUUCAGUAACAGAAGAUCAUUAUGAAUCUGAUCGAGUUUUUAUACGAAGUAACUUUUACCAGAAUUUAGUUGACAGAAUAAUAAUUGAAGUAAUUGACAGAAACCAUUACCGUGAAAUUGCAAUGCAUCCUUGCUUAACAAAUGAAAUACUUGAAAUAUUAGUUAAAACGUUGAAGAAGAAGAAAAAGCUUCAAGAUUUUUUCUUCUCUGGCAUAUGUUCCAGUUCGUUAUCCACCAAUUAUUCUAUCAGCAGCACAUUUCUUUCCUUCUAUUUAGAAACGGGUGCAGCAAAGUCAUGUUCAUUUUUAAAACAGUUACAGGAUCAAUUAAAGUGUAGCAAACGAUCACAUAAAAGUAAAUGCAAAAUAUGCUACCUGUACACAGAAGCGUAUCACAGUGCAUGUCGAGGGGGAAAUAUUGAGGCUCUCAAGUUACUUGCUUUUGCAAAAUACGAUAGUUCUAUUUUGAUUGAUGCUGCAUACAGUGGGAGUAUAUCCAUGUAUAAAUACAUUCAUCAGCUGUUAGGCCCGGUCAAACAUGAAUGGCAUGAAACAGAAGCAUUAUUUAUCGCGGUUGAACAACAAGAGUCUGAGAUGUAUACUGUUAUUCGAAAUUUAGGAUGUAGACCAGACUCUAAAUGUUUGUUGAUAGCAUCCGAAGCAAAAAACAGUAAUUUUCUUGUAAAAAUUAUAAUUGACAUGUACGAUUCGCAUGCAUUGAAUGAAGAUAAAAACGUAAAAUAUGCGCAGAGCUCGUUAUUUUGCAUGGAUGUUUUAGAAACCUUUAUCAGUGUCGGAAUGUGCCCGACUAAGGAGGAUAUUGUUCGCUCAAUGUCAUUGGAUAUGAAAGCUGUAGAGUCGAUUUUGUGGGAUUUGAAAUACAAAGUAAAAGAAAAGGAACACUAUAUCAAUGAAAAUAUAAUAGAACUAUGGAAAAAUGUGACUGAAGACCAAGACCUAACGAAAAAGCUGGAAGAGAUUGGUCUUCUUCAUACAUAUUCUUACCUUGAACAACAAGUAAUGAAAGAAAAUUUCAAAAAGGUAGAACACAUAAUCCAGCAUUUAAAACGGAAAGGAGAUUGGAACGAAAAAAGUUUGCUUGCUUGUAAUUUGCUCAACCUUUGUCUUCCAGAGAGAAAAAGUGCGUUUGAAUAUCUACUUAAUCUCGGGUUUAUUCCGAAUUAUACCACAUUGUUAAAGUCAGUUGCAACGGAAGAUAAAAGUAUAAUGGAAAUGACUUUAGGUAAAAUGAAAGCAGCUGAAGAAUUUGACCCUUUGCAUAAAGGAUCAAAACAAGCUUUGUUACAGUCGACUUUGACCUGUGACAUAUAUAACAGUUUGAUAGAUGAGGGAAUGGAUCCAAAAGCCUACCAUUUCCUUUAUGUAGUAGAGUGUGACAGAAAUACUGAAACAAAAGUUAAAAUAAUCAAUAACUUGUAUUCGAUGGUUGAAAAACGCAAUUGCCUCCAUAAAUUAGACGAGAAAAUAAUGCAACUGGCUCUACUGGGAGCUUUCGAUGAUAUCGAUGUUUACACAUGUUUGUGGAAAAAGCCAUUUAAACUUCAGUCGAGUGUUUUACCGGCAAUAAUAUCUCGGGGAAGUGUUUCACAGGUAGAACGCUUAAUAUCAAACUUGAAAGAUCAAGAGGACUGGCCACCAUUAUUUGAGUUCACAAAGUUGUCUUUAGAAAGUUCUUUUUACAUGCCCAACAUUUUUGAGAUGUUAAUGACAGAAAUUUCUGUUGAGAACACCGAGGACCAAAAUAAGAUUUUAACUUUCCAAAUUUUGCUUGAAUGCAGGAUGAAUUCAUUUCAUAAAAUUGAGGAGUACAUUUCAAAAAUGAAAAGAAAUAACUUAUGGGACCCAAAUAAUGUCAUUUUGAAAUGUUCACUUUUUGAAAGCAGUCAUGAUCAUGCAACAUGUACAUUAUUUAACGACAAUGGGGUCAUAGCAGAUGAUAUAUUGCAUACCGCAUAUGAAACAGGAAACUUAGAGAUGCAGUCAUACAUAAUAGCUUAUCUAGGUAGAAAGGGACAACAGAUCAAUUUAAAUCAUUUUAAUGAAGACAUAAUUAAAACUCUUUCGUCUGUCCCAAAUCUUUGUUCUGGACAUAUGUUACAUAGAGCUGUUGAGGUGUCUGAUAUUGAAGUCGUUCUGAAAGUUUUAAAUACACUGAACACUACGGAUCCACAUUUCAUAAAAUCAGAGUUUGCAUCGGACGUAUUAGAACUUAGUUCUGAAAGGCUUGAUAUCUAUAAAAGCCUUUUUGAGAAAGGUUUUAUUCCGACUAUAAAAUGCCUUCUGAACGUUGUUAAACAUGGUUCAUAUACAUUAUUCUAUGAUACAAUGAAAUCUUUAGAUGAUUUGAACAAACUUAUUUUGACAGAUGAAUUCAAAAGAGAAUUAGUUCAAGAGUCAAUCAAGAGAGAUACGGCGCGCUUUUACCUCUCUCUUACAGAGUAUGGGAUAAAGGCACAUUUCGAGGACUUAAUGUUAGCAUGUUAUUCAAAGAAUCUAUCUGUUUGCCAUCUUUUAGUAAAUGACAUUGAAAGAGACAUAUUAGAGAAAUGUCCCGAUGGUACUGAUGUCGUUAUAUCACAAAUGUUUCCUUUGUACAAACAAAUGUGUGAAAACAGGCUACAAAUUACACCUCCAACCCUACUCAAAUUGACACAUUUAUAUCUUAAAGGACAAAUUAGUUAUACCAAUAUCGUAACAUUAAUGAAAGAUUACUUUUCCUGUAAAAUUUGGUCAUUCAAGGAUGAUAGUUUAUCUAAAGUAUAUGAGCUUUCAAAAGGAAAUAAAGACCUUUUUUCCAUUCUUAACGUUUAUUAUAAAUCCGAAAUUGAAUCUCAUAUUCUUGAAGCUUUGAUACAAGGAGACGAAAAAUCAAUAAACGAGUAUUUGAAGCAGAACUCGGAUGAUGCAAAGCGAGUUUUACCAGGUGUGAUAAGAAAAGCAUUGAUAACUAGGGAAGAAUUAGACAUGAGGUGUACACAACUAAUAUUGAAAUGGAUAGAAAACUCUCACUCUGAUCCUAGCUUGAGAAUUCUUUCUUCUGUAUUAUAUUCAGAUACAGAGAACACACUUGAAAUUCUCUAUGAAAUGUCAGAACAAACGAAAGCUUCUCUAGAUAAUGAUGUUUUACAAACUGCUCUUGAAGAGGCUAUCUAUAAUAAGAAAACAGAACUUGAUAAAUUUAAAGCUCUUUUGGAAAAAUGCAAAAUAUGUGAUACAGAGCUUUUAUUUGAAGCUGUUCUCUGCAAGAAUGAACAUAUAUUCCAACUUGUUAAAGAAAAUUUGAUAAAACACAACCAAUGGGAUUUUAGCUUGCAGGAAUACUGGAUCGCCUCUGCAUUUAUUGAGGCUGAAGACAAUCCCUUAAUUAAGUGUCAGUUUGAGUCAUACUACGAUGACACCGUUACUGGACAUGGCACUAAAAUAUAUGAUCAACUGAUAUACUCAGAAGACGAGGAACAUGAUGAUGAGGAUAAGGAUCAUGAUGACAAUAAAUCUGAAAAUGAAUAUGAUAAUUUAGACAGUUUUAUAUUCCGCGAAAAAUCAUACUUGUCGUUGAAACAUAUUCAACGGGACAAUUUCUAG